This is a messenger RNA of Oncorhynchus masou masou (cherry salmon), 7548 nucleotides long. RefSeq names its product androgen receptor-like. The record is from RefSeq and is a predicted model, not a curated record. The transcript has 8 exons. Lineage: Eukaryota; Metazoa; Chordata; Actinopteri; Salmoniformes; Salmonidae. Gene Ontology annotation, molecular function: zinc ion binding; nuclear receptor activity; estrogen response element binding. Gene Ontology annotation, cellular component: chromatin; nucleus. The coding region runs from base 592 to 3156 and encodes 854 amino acids. Gene Ontology annotation, biological process: nuclear receptor-mediated steroid hormone signaling pathway; male gonad development; positive regulation of transcription by RNA polymerase II.
AGUUUUUUGGAUGCAUCACUCUUUUGUUGGCUUGCACCUUUAUGGAUACUAAACGUUAGCCUACUAGAGGAGUUUCAUGAUUGAAACAGGCACCGCUUCCCUCCGGUUACGCAUUUUUGCCAGAUUGGACACAGACAACAGGGAAAAAUAGCCACGAUUAUAGUCCAUCGACUUCAGAACAUCACUUCAGUCAGGACAAUUUUCAUUUUCGCCUUCAUGGAUGGUGAGCGCAAAUCUGACAUGUAGGAUACUUCUGUUGGCUUUGUAAUGUCAAAAUGCAUGCAUAAACUUUUUUUUAAAUAUCUGAAUCCGUAAGCAUUUUAUGAAAUAACGACAUAUUUGUCUUCAACCCUUUUUAUAUUACCUGGGCAAAUCAUUUUUGGUUUAGGCUAAAUAUUUCGGACAAAAAAUCUAUUAAAUUACACAAUAGGCCUAUCCUCCUAUUUUUUUUAAAGAUAGGUCUAAUUAGCUGACUCAUUGUUUUGUUAAACGCCAAUGGGCCGAUGACUUUACAUUCUUGUCAAUGAACUUGGUCAAUAAAUUUAUGUUUUCACAAACCUCAUUUUUACAACUCAGACGUUUUUUUGGACUAUGGAGAUUCCGGUUGGAUUAGGGGGAGUUUGUGACUCCACAAACCUAGUUUUUCGCGGACCUUUCCAAAACGUUUUCCACAACGUGCAAGCACUGCCGAGUAACACGAAUGUCACUGAAAGCUUGGACUUUUGUAGUUCAAAGUACAGUUUCUUGCAGAAUAAACAACCCUGGGAGAUGCGCCAAACGAGCCGGCAAUCACCCCGAAAAGAAAUAUGGUCAGGAACGGCUCGCAAUUCUGAUAUUGAAGUGAGGGAAGAUGACAGCGUUUGUUUUUCCAGAACACUCGAAUCAGUGGCAUGUCGUAUUCAUUUUGCCAAAAGCUCAAAAGGGAACAAAGCCGGGUUUUCCUCUUUGAACGAAUCAGACAAUCCAAACGCGAAUGAAUACGGAUCGUGUCGCUCUGGACAGCAAGUCUCCAACACCGAACAACAGUCCUGUCAACCCUCUGUGUCCCAUCACGGAAAUGAGUUAAAUCAUAACAGUGAGGCCUGUGUGGCGAGCAGUUGCUCCAGUUCUGCCUGCAGCACCAUCUCAAAAACGGCGAGGGAGCUCUGCAACGCUGUCUCUGUGUCACUGGGAUUGACCAUGGACGCAAAUGAGAUGACUGACCUGGGACCUAAUCACGCACCAUCCAGCGUAAAUCACCAAAGUCAAGAAAACUAUUUGUUUGAGGUGCCUCUAUUGAAAUGUUCUGGAGCUGGAGAAAACGUCUCCAUAACAGAAUACACAUGCCCCAGUGAGAGCUAUGCCAAGCCACUACAAAGUGAUAAACAACUAGUUGAGAUGUUUCAAAGUUCCCCUGCAAACAACCUUACAGAAAAAGUGGCGACCAUACAGCACUUUAGCUCCGGACAUCCAUCCACAGAUGAACAGGAGUUUAGACUGAAUGAAAACAAGGAUGACCCGACUUCAAAAGAAACAGAUCAUUUUAUGAAUACAGGAGCUCGCUCAGCGUCUUAUCAUUUUGACCAACUGUUGCCAGUACACUUGGCACACUUCAGUCAAACCGAAACAGACAGAAACUCUUCUCGUGUGUUCUACAAACCCCCAGCACAUGUCGGUGAAACUGGAGAGACUAUGGAGGACAAAUAUGCUGACUACUUACAACAACAGUACAGUGUCAAGAUAAAAUCUGAGGCCUUUAAUAGGCAUAAUGCACCUGCCGGAACGUCAUGGGACUUUCAGUACAGGUAUAAUGACAAUGACAAUACACAAUAUGGACUGAAUUCAUACAUUGCGGGACCGGACACUGCGUUAAUUUGUAACCCUCAUGAAUAUGAGAGGGGUGGUGGACUCGUGCGCAGAGAGCGGCCAACUCCUGAGCAGUGGUACCCGGGCGAGAUGCCAGGGAGGAUGCCCUAUACCAACUCCCCAUGCAUAAAGAAUGAGGUUGGUGACAGUCUGGAUGUCUCUUAUACAGAUGCCAGGUUUGAGGGUGGCAGCGAACACAUGUACCCCAUGGGAUUCUUCUUCCCGCCCCAGAGGACCUGUCUGAUCUGUGCAGAAGAGGCAUCCGGCUGCCACUAUGGAGCACUCACCUGUGGCAGCUGCAAAGUGUUCUUCAAGAGAGCCGCAGAAGGGAAACAGAAAUACCUGUGUGCCAGCAGAAAUGACUGCACCAUCGAUAAGCUGAGAAGGAAGAACUGCCCAUCAUGUCGACUGAGGAGGUGUUUUGAAGCUGGGAUGACCCUCGGAACACGUAAACUAAAGAAGAUUGUACAGCUGAAGAGUCCGGAGGAGGAUCUUCCCACCCAAGGCCCCACUGAUACCAUCCAGGGAGUCUCUCCCCAAUCCGGCCUGAGCUUCCAUUCCCAGCUGGUGUUCCUUAACAUCUUGGAAUCCAUUGAGCCAGAGGUGGUACAUGCGGGACAUGACCAAUGCCAGCCUGACUCAGCUGCAGCGCUGCUCACCAGCCUCAACGAACUCGGGGAGCGCCAACUUGUCAAAGUGGUCAAGUGGGCCAAAGGCUUGCCAGGUUUUCGGAAUCUGCAUGUGGAUGACCAGAUGACAGUCAUCCAGCAUUCAUGGAUGGGGGUGAUGGUGUUCGGCUUGGGAUGGAGGUCCUACAAGAAUGCCGACGGCAGAAUGCUCUAUUUCGCCCCGGACCUUGUUUUCAAUGACCAUCGGAUGCACAUCUCCAGCAUGUUCGAUCACUGCAUACGGAUGAGACAACUCUCCCAGGAGUUUGUCCUGCUGCAAGUCACUCAGGAAGAGUUCCUCUGCAUGAAGGCCCUGCUCCUCUUCAGCAUCAUUCCAGUCGAUGGUCUUAAGAGUCAGAAGUACUUUGAUGAAUUGCGGCUGACCUACAUCAAUGAACUUGGUCGCGUCAUUAACUAUGGAAGGAAGUCCAACUGCUCUCAGAGGUUGUAUCAACUCACCCGUCUCAUGGAUUCCCUCCAACCGGUUGUGAGGAAACUCCAGCAGUUUACAUUUGAUCUGUUUGUCCAGGCCCAGUCUCUGCCCACCAAGGUCAACUUUCCAGAGAUGAUUGCAGAGAUAAUCUCAGUACAUUUGCCAAAGAUCCUGGCAGGCUUGGCCAAACCAAUCCUGUUCCACAAGUAGCAGGAUUUGCCAUCAUACUGAGAAAAAUCCAAUCCAAGCUGCCUAUAUACUUCAGCCAAGGCUCUGUAGUGUUUCCCUUGUAAUGUUCUCUCUCUCCUUUUUUAUAUCUAAUAGCUCAAUGUUCCAUUUCUGAAAUCAUUGUAUCAUUACAGUAGUUUAGCCGCUUAUCAGACAUAAUUGAGAUAAUAUUCUCAGAAGGGCAGCAAGGUUUUAGCAUUUAUUUCAAGUUGCAAGGUGUCACCUUGUUGACAGCCCAAUCUGUCCUGUAUUUCAAGAAAAAAAUACACAAGUCUACCGGUAGUAGUGUUAUGUCAAAUGUAAGAAACUGAAGAAUGUCAUCCAUUGAUUGGAUGAAGACAAAACUAAAAAUGCAGAAACAGUUAAACAUAGCUAUGCAUAUCUCUACUUUAGAAACUUUUAUGAGAUUGUGCUAUGCAAAAAAAAACUAUUACCAAAAGGAAUGUGAAACAGUCGUUUGCAGUAUACUCUUACAUACAGUCUCUGUAUUUACUAGCUAACUACUCAACGGUGUUAUCUGACUGACUAUGUUGUACUCGAAUGCUAUUUUCAAUAUACAUUUACAAUGCAUAAGUCACUACAUGUAUUGUACAGUAUUUAAAUGUCUCUUGCUAGUUAUUUAGGUAGUGAACCAACAGUGACUAACUAAUUCCAGACACAAAGCGAGACAAUUGGAAUUAAUAACAUUCCAGAAUAUUUUCAGUGGCAGUGGAUCUCUAUUGAGUUAUUUAAUAGUAAAUCAUAGUAUGAAACCUUCUUCAACUUGCUGCACAUUUAGUCUGCAUGUGGUUUCAGAUGACUCUUUUGCGUCACACAUGACAGUACUGUGCCCAAGUUAGUUGGUCAAACUGAAAUACUUAUAAUCUAUUAAUGCUGAAAAUCCUCUAAAGGUUUAACGCAGCCUGAAUAUUUGCAUUCUUUUGUUCAUCAGAACAUACAGAGGUGCAUGCGCCAUGUGUUUGUAGAUGUUAGAAUGAUUUAAUCUUUAUUGAAAAAAAAACAGGGGCGGAACUUUGGUUUUAGAAGUGGGAGGACAUAGCGUGCCAAAUUCAUGUGGCCAUUUGGAACCAACAAUUGCUCUAUUAUGAGGUCCAUUAAAUGCAAACAAUGUUCAAACCAGGGGAGAACGAAUGCCUCUUCUCGUUGAAGCCUUGAAGUUCAUGUCCGACCGUGGUACUGCAGGCAUUGUUUGAAGAAAACAGGAUCCCCCAUUAUAGUGAAUGGGAAAAUAGCAAUCUUCGUGGUCAAUCGUGUAAAAAAAAUUAACAAUCACGGUGCCAAUAAUUGGCUCUAUUACACCAAAUGUAUGUCCCUGAACCAAUUAUUUAAAAAAAUCGCACAAGGAAAAUUUAGUAGCUAAUGGGUAUUUGGGUAUAGCAAGCCCCAUCCCCCUCUCCCUGCCUCCCCCUUGCCUCCUUCAACUAGGCUGCUGUGGUCAGAGAGAGGUCGUAAAUUCCUGAGAAGACCCUGCCACAUAGUAUAAGAGGCAGAGUACAUUUUUAUAGAGCACAAAGGAACUUGAACUUGAGGUACGAACAAAUUUCAUGUUCCGGAGAAAGUAUAAAAGAUCGGUGAAGAAUCCAGCUACGAACUGGUCCGUUUGUUACAACUUGGGGAAGCUCAUGGGAGAUGGUGUGGCCACAUUACCAUAACACUGUUUAUAUAAUAGCCUCAGAUAUGAGGUUUACAUCUAAUUGUUGUAUAAGAUGAAUGAGUGAGUAUGAUACGGUUUAAUAUGAUUUUGGACUGUUUAAUGAAGGAAAAUACAAUUCCCUUUUGAUUUGAACUAAAUCAGAGGGCCGCCCCUGAGCCCAGUUAGGGUCAGGCAUCCUGGGACAGCCCCUUUUCUGCAAUUCCGAAUAAAACCCAACAUUGGGAAAUUAUCACCAGACCAUGUUUUUCUCCAUUAGGAGAGGAUGAAGGUUGUAGACCAUUGCGGAAUCUUUUAACCAUACCACGUGGUUAAACUCUUAGACUAUCGAUACAGACAGAAUAAGAACAAGUCUUUGAUAUUAAUUACUAGUCUGCAGCUAGGAAUUCGGUGUCAUUGAACGCGAAGAACGACAACCGCCGAAACAUCCAAUCUAUAACAACUGAAUGAAUGUCGCUCCUUCUAACCACAACAGAGAGAGCGAGAGAGAGGUACAAAACUCCAACAGAAACAAACUUUUCAACAAAGAUCCCGACAACACACUGAGCGUAAAUAUAUAUAUUGAUUGCAAUUGUCCCCAAAUGAGUGAGCGUUUAUGUGCAACGGAUUAGCAUUUCAAUUGUUAUAAUUAGCAACUUUGUAGUGUCUCAUCUCAGUUGAUGCCGGUUUAGCCUACUAGGGCACAUUCCCCUAUCAUUUCUAGUAACCACAUUUACCUUCUUUGUUUGUUUAUGCAUUUCUGUGAAUUACUUAGUAAUAAAUAAAUGAUUUAAGACAAUUGAUGUAUGGAUGACUCAUAGUGAAGACUGGGUUCUUGCAGAUAACCAGCAAUUUAUGACGUUUGGAAUGAGACGAACGUGAGGUAAAGUAAAUAAUUAAUUAAUCAGAAGACUAUGGAUCAUAUAUGAAAAUAUCUGAAAGGUUAUAUUAUGAAAUUAUAACCUUAUAAUCUGAAUAUUUUUCCUUGGUGCCGACUUCCUGGUUAAUUACAGUUACAUGAUUAAUCAGUUGAUCGCGUAAUACCAAUUACAGAGAAUCUUUGAUAAAAACUAAAAGUCUUCAAUUUAAUGAUAGUAAAGACACGACACUGUGCAUGUUAUGUACGCAUGAUACGCCAUCUUAACAGACUUCCUUAGCUUCAAAUGUUCUAUUGAGUCUUCACAUAGGAAUGAAUGGUGUCCAUUCAUUUUGUCAUUAGUUCAAACUAAGUGAGUGACCUUUUUUUUCAGAUUCCUCAACAAAAUAAAACUUUGUAUUCAAGGACAGCACAAAACAAUAGUUAAAUUCAACAAAUUCCCUGUCUUUGUUUUUAUAUGCCAACUGUGGCUUAAAUUACUUCAUAAAAUCAAACAGUUGCAUAUUUUAGAUAAGGUGAAAUGCAUUAUCAUAUUAAGAAUGUAUUUAUAUGCCUUUAAAAUGGUGAAAUCUUCAUGUAGAUAUCUUGAAAAGAAAAAACUCCAGAAAGAUCCCAUUUUCAUGGUCUUCGACAUCGGAUUGAACAAAUGGUGGUAUCCUAGUGGUUAGAGCGUUGGGCCAGUAACCGAGCUGACAAGGUGAAUAAUCUGUUCAUGUGCAAGGCACUUAAUCCUAAUUUCUCCUGUAAGACGCUCUGGAUAAGAACUGGUGCACCUGGCACCGACAAUCAUACCACGCUCAAAUUCGCUUAGGCCACUAGUUUUGCCCAUCCUAACAUUAAAUCAAACAUUAAAUGAAUGCCUCAAUGCCUGUCUGCCUUCUUUAUACAGCAAGCCACAGCCACGUGACUCACUGUCGGUAGGAAGAACCAUUUUCAUGAAAGGGGUGAAUAAAAACUGUCCACUGAGUCCAUAUCUCUUCAAUAGCUUGUGCAUAAAGCUGGAUUCACAUUGUGACUUAAACCCUUUCUCUAUAACGUAUAUUACUGUCAAUUGAGAUGUGAGAAAUAAUGUAACUUUUAAAUAAUCUGUCAAGUAAAAUUAGCAGCAGUUGUGUCUACCAUACUGACUCCACAUUACUGAAUUUGAAUUGUGAGGUAAAUAAAUUUAAGGAAAUGAUCAAAGAUAAAGCUCUCUUCAUACACCCAGUAAUUAUGCAAUUACUAUUUUGUUUAUCAUUAUACAUGUUUUCAACAUUCUUUUUAGAUUGACUUGGAGAACAGGAUUGCUCUGUCAAGCAAUACACGAUUUUCCAUCAUUAACUUUACUUUAAAAUGUACCAUGGUAGACCAACAUUGACAUUUCCAUAUAAGCCUACAAGUAAAUGACAUCACAAGUAUAUUAAAAAGUCAAAAUGGACAUAGCUGUAUGUAUUUAUACAUUUAUAUAUUAAUCUGUUUUUGUGUAAAUGGUACAAUUAUUUGUGUACAUGUUACUGACAUUUUAUGUCUGUUACAAAAUGUAAUGGCUGAACAUUUUUCUUACAAAAUAAUUUGUUAAUGCUUUUCGACUACCUACUGUAGUAGUAUUGAUUUAAAUAUUCUGUGAGUAAAAUGCCCAAGUUGCAUGACUUCUUAGAGAUGAGGCAAUUCUGACCAUCAAAAUGGUGUUACCAAAUCUUUGAAAGUUUGUUGUAUUUUUACAAUGUCUCUUAUGUGAAGUUACUACUAUUGAAUGAGUUUAUUUAAGAAUGACCCCCAUCCGUAACCUGUAAAUUGAUUGUCCAUUUUCAGCUAUUGAUAUGAUUUGUCAGUUAGUUCUUAGUGUACCUUGUUUCUUUUCCUUUGCAUAUUAUUAAAAACAAUCAAG